This is a messenger RNA of Tachyglossus aculeatus (Australian echidna), 873 nucleotides long. It is a transcript of the gene CBX7, whose product is annotated as chromobox 7. The transcript has 6 exons. Gene Ontology annotation, cellular component: PRC1 complex. NCBI's taxonomy places the organism in Eukaryota, Metazoa, Chordata, Mammalia, Monotremata, Tachyglossidae. The coding region runs from base 58 to 828 and encodes 256 amino acids. The record is from RefSeq and is a predicted model, not a curated record. Gene Ontology annotation, biological process: negative regulation of transcription by RNA polymerase II.
GCCGCCUCAGCCGCCGCCGCCUCAGCCGCCCUCUCGCCCUUUCUCGCCGCCGCCCUCAUGGAGCUGUCCGCCAUCGGGGAGCAGGUGUUCGCCGUGGAGAGCAUCCGGAAGAAGCGCGUGAGGAAGGGGAAAGUGGAAUACCUGGUCAAGUGGAAAGGAUGGCCCCCAAAAUACAGCACGUGGGAGCCGGAAGAGCACAUCCUGGACCCCCGCCUCGUCAUGGCCUAUGAGGAGAAAGAAGAGCGAGAUCGGGCGUCCGGGUAUAGGAAGAGAGGUCCCAAGCCCAAGCGCCUCCUGCUGCAGAGGCUGUAUAGCAUGGACCUGCGCAGCGCCCACAAGGUCAAGGGGAAGGAGAAGCUCUGCUUCUCCCUGUCGCGGCAGUUUGGCGGGGGCGGCGGCGGAGGCGGGGGCGGCGGCGGGGCGGGGAAGGCGGGCCCGGCCGAGCUGGCCCCAGAGAAGAGCGGAGUGGGGCCGGCCCUGCCCUUCCCGCUGAGAAAGCAGCGCAAGUCCCAGAAGUACCUGCGGCUGUCCCGCAAGAAGUUCCCGCCCCGCGGGCCCAGCCUGGAGAGCCGCAGCCGGCGCCGGGAAUUCUUCCUGAAGGAGCCGGCGGCCCGGGAGGCCCUGCAGGGCCCCGGCGAGUGGGAGCCCGCCGAGCCGCACCCCGGCAAGGAAGGUGCGGACCUCCCUGAAGGCGGAGCCCCCUGGAUCCCCGUGCCUCCCCCCAGCGAGGUGACCGUCACCGACAUCACCGCCAACUCCAUCACCGUCACCUUCCGAGAAGCACAGGCGGCCGAGGGCUUCUUCCGAGACCGGAGCGGGCAGUUCUGAAUCACCGUUUUUACUCUUCUUGAACGGUUUUUCUUUCGGCUUGGG